Messenger RNA from Fomitopsis serialis, 1749 nucleotides. RefSeq names its product putative rRNA pseudouridine synthase. Gene Ontology annotation, cellular component: box H/ACA snoRNP complex. The transcript is spliced from 6 exons. The coding region runs from base 31 to 1563 and encodes 510 amino acids. The record is from RefSeq and is a predicted model, not a curated record. NCBI's taxonomy places the organism in Eukaryota, Fungi, Basidiomycota, Agaricomycetes, Polyporales, Fomitopsidaceae. Gene Ontology annotation, biological process: mRNA pseudouridine synthesis; box H/ACA sno(s)RNA 3'-end processing; rRNA pseudouridine synthesis. Gene Ontology annotation, molecular function: RNA binding; pseudouridine synthase activity.
UUGGACUCUGUUUGGACUCUGCAUUCGACAAUGGCCUCCGCCAGCAAACUCACCCGUGAGCAGGUCGCGUCUGCUCAGGUUCAGGGCGAAUACUCUCUGAAGCCCGAGACAUCUGCCCCAAAACUCGAUACAUCGCAAUGGCCUCUCCUCCUCAAAAAUUACGACAAAUUGCUGGUGCGCUCGGCGCACUUCACGCCUAUCCCUUCAGGAUGCAGUCCAUUGAAGAGGGAUAUCACGUCGUACAUCAAAUCAGGUGUCAUAAACUUGGACAAGCCGUCCAAUCCCUCUUCCCAUGAAGUCGUCGCUUGGUUGAGACGAAUUCUACGUGUGGAGAAGACCGGUCACAGUGGAACUCUCGAUCCGAAGGUCACUGGGUGUCUUAUUGUCUGCAUUGACCGUGCUACUCGGUGCAGGAAGGAGUAUGUUGCUGUACUCCGCCUCCACUCCCCCCUCCCCAACCCCGCAGCCCUCCCCCGCGCCAUUCAAACCCUCACCGGUGCCCUCUUCCAACGGCCACCACUCAUCUCUGCCGUCAAGCGUCAGCUUCGUAUACGCACGAUCUACGAGUCGAACCUCCUUGAAUUUGACGAGAAGCGUAACCUUGCUGUCUUCUGGGUCUCUUGUGAAGCUGGCACGUACAUCCGGACGCUAUGUGUGCACCUAGGUCUUUUGCUCGGCGUGGGCGGACACAUGCAAGAACUUCGGAGAGUCAGGAGUGGUGCACUCAGCGAGAGUGAUAGCAUGGUCACCAUGCACGAUGUUCUCGACGCGCAGUGGACGUAUGACAACACACGAGACGAGUCGUACCUCCGCCGUGUCAUUCGGCCCUUGGAGUCGCUGUUGAUUGGCUACAAGCGGAUUGUUGUCAAGGACAGCGCUGUGAAUGCCGUCUGCUAUGGCGCGAAGCUCAUGAUUCCUGGACUGCUCCGUUACGAAUCUGACAUCGCAUUGAACGAGGAAGUCGUCUUGAUGACAACCAAAGGCGAAGCCAUCGCUCUUGCCAUUGCGCAGAUGUCCACCGUCGAACUGGCGACAUGUGACCACGGCGUCGUCGCAAAAGUCAAGCGGUGCAUCAUGGAGCGUGAUACGUACCCGCGCCGCUGGGGUCUUGGACCGAAGGCGUUGGAAAAGAAGAAGCUGGUCAAGGAUGGCAAACUCAGCAAGUUCGGCGAGAAGAUCGAGGGUGUCACCCCGGCGGAGUGGAGCAAGGACUACGUUGACUACUCGCGCGAGGAACCUACGGCCGGUCCAUCGACAACUGCUGCACCCGCCGAGACCCCUUCUGCUGACCAGUCUGCGGAGGCAAGUCCCACCAAGGAGAAGGAAAAGAAGCGGAAGCGAAAGUCUGAGAUCCCUGAUGCGGAUGGCGACGUUUCCAUGGCCGUGGGGGAGAACGGCGAGGAGGACGCAGCGGCCAAGGCUGAGCGCAAACGUCUCAAGAAAGAGAAGAAGGCGAAGGAGGCUGAGCGGGGCGAGGAGGCUGAGGACGAAGAGGCGAAGAGAGAGCGAAAGCGACUGAAGAAGGAGAAGAAGGCGAGGGAGUCGAUGGGCGGCGAAUCAUAGUGUUCGUGUAACACGGUCGUGAUAUGGUUGUAGUACCAAAAACUCUGUCCUGUCGUCAGUAGGGCGGCACUGGCUCUGGCAUUCUUGUGAUUAUACGUAUGUUUUUGCACGUCGUCUUGCUGUAUCUUAGCCGCUCUGGAUUGAUUUCGCUUGUCGCUGACAUCUCGGUCUCGAGAUUGAGCCGCA